Messenger RNA from Jaminaea rosea, 1413 nucleotides. Its product is annotated as glycine cleavage system T protein. The transcript is spliced from 2 exons. Lineage: Eukaryota; Fungi; Basidiomycota; Exobasidiomycetes; Microstromatales. The coding region runs from base 77 to 1390 and encodes 437 amino acids. Gene Ontology annotation, molecular function: aminomethyltransferase activity; protein binding. The record is from RefSeq and is a predicted model, not a curated record. Gene Ontology annotation, cellular component: mitochondrion. Gene Ontology annotation, biological process: glycine catabolic process.
CAUCGUGACCACGCCGUCCUUCUCGCCUUUCAAACACCUUCUCUUCCCUCCCCCAUCUCCCUUUUCUGACACAAGCAUGAGGCCAUUUGCUGCUGUAUUUCUCCGCUCAGCGGCAAGGCGUUGCCAAAGCAUCGCGAGCUCCCCAGCCGCUUCAGCUCGUCUGGCUCCUAACGCUCGCCUUGCUCCUCCUCUGUCCUCUUCCUCCUCUCCGCUGCCUCGCUGCUUCUCGACCACUCGAACAACAUGCGCAGACUCCAGCGCUCGCAAGACGGUAUUGCACGACUAUCACGUCCAACAAGGCGGCAAGAUGGUAUCUUUCGGCGGGUACUCGAUGCCCCUGACCUACUCCUCCCUCAGCCAAGUAGCCUCCCACCACCACACCCGCAGCCAGGCCAGCCUAUUCGAUGUGUCUCACAUGGUGCAACACCACUUCGAGGGCCCAGGAGCAGCAGACUUCCUCAAGUGGCUCACGCCAAGCAGCUUGAAGAAACUACCCGACCAUCAAGGAACUCUCAGCGUGUUGUUGAACUUUGGGGGAGGGAUCUUGGAUGAUACCGUUAUCACAAAGAUUAGCGACGAGAAGUACUAUGUGGUCACGAACGCGGGUAGGCGUGAGGAGGACCUCAAGUGGCUCCAAGAGAGGCUGGCCGACUGGCGCGGUGAGAAGAAGGGGGGUGAGGUCAAGCAUACCGUCCUCGAGAACCAGGGGCUCGUAGCGCUUCAAGGCCCGAAGGCGGCAGAGGUUUUGGCCCAGCAUACGGACGUGGAGCUCAGCAAGCUCACUUUCGGCAAGACUGCCUACGCAACAGUGGCUGGCGUGCCAGACUGUCACAUUGCGAGGGGCGGUUACACGGGCGAGGAUGGCUUUGAGAUCUCUAUCGCGCCGGAGCAGACGGUCAAGGUUACCGAGGCGCUCGUCGGCACGAAGCCUACUGCAUUGGCUGGACUCGCUGCGAGGGAUAGCUUGAGGCUCGAGGCAGGGAUGUGCCUGUACGGGCACGACUUGGACGAGACGACCACUCCGAGUGAGGGUGGUUUGGCUUGGGUUGUCAGCAAGGAUCGCCGCACCUCCGCCGACUUCAUCGGCGCCGAACGAGUGCUCAAGGACAUCAAGGAAGGCCCACAACGACGUCGAGUCGGCCUCGUAGUGGAUGGGGCUCCAGCUCGUGAGGGAGCCAAGCUCUUCGCAGCGACCGAGUCUCGCGAACAGGUAGGUGUGGUCACAUCGGGCAUCCCGUCGCCCACCCUGGGCAAGAACAUCGCCAUGGCGUACGUGGCCAAUGGGCUGCACAAGAAGGGUACGGAAUUGGAGGUCGAAGUUAGGGGCAAGCGGAGGCUUGCCGUGGUUGAGAAGAUGCCGUUUGUUGAGAACAAGUUUUACAGAGGAUGAAAUGGCAAUACUAUUCAACGAGA